GAGAGAGAGAGAGAGAAUGUGUGUGUGCGCAAGAGAGCCCGAGUGAUCGAGUGAGAGAGAGCGAGAAGGAACAGCACUCUGACGCAAGUAACGCCAUGAAGUAGGCCCUGGAAGGACACUGAGCCUGUCCAUCCGUUCUGCCCAUCGUCCCCUCAAGCCAAACCCGCACUCGGGUUUGUCCGCGACGGCGAGUCUAACAGGAAGGGAGCGCUGGACAGGAUGUCAUCCCACCAGCCUUGGUACCAUGGCAAUAUCACCCGCUCCAUGGCAGAAGACCUGCUCUCCAAAGAAGCCAAGGACGGUAGCUUCCUCCUUCGUGACAGCGAGUCCAUACAAGGAGCAUAUGCCCUCUGUGUACUGUACCAAAACUGUGUAUAUACCUACAGAAUACUACCCAAUGAAGAGAAAAAGCUCUCCGUGCAGGCAUCAGAGGGCGUGCCCAUUCGGUUCUUCUCUGUGCUCUCAGACUUGGUGGAGGCCUACCGUAAGGAGAACAUGGGGUUAGUCACCCACCUGCAGUACACUGUACAGCAGCAGGAAGAGGCAGAGGAGGAGUCAGAGCCAAACACGUUACCACCUCAGCUUCCUCCCAGGAACAUCCCAGGAAGUGAGGCCCGGGGAUCCCCUGGUGACUCUGCCAGGGAGGCGGAGCCAAGCCGCCUGUCCGUCAUGGACACGUACAUUCAUCGUCUUCAGCACAUCGACAUGUCACACAUCUCUGAAGCGAAUCAGAUGGCAAUCCAGGAGUAUUUCUGCUCGGAGGUCGGUCUGGAUGCUGAGCAAGUGCAGAACGGGAACCCCACCCUCCCCAACCUGAAGAAACUUCUUAUGAACAUCUGCAAGAGUCUCAACAGCGAGAUUUCACGUACGCUUCCGACACUGGAGGCCCUGCUGAAGGUCGUGGAACAGCCUCUGUCUCCUGGAGCUAGUCGAAUUAGGGGGCAGGUCAAAGAUCAGGUUUCUGCUGAUGCCAGCCAGCCUGUACAUUUUAGACUUGAGCAACUAACUAAGAUGAUAUGUCUAAUAGAAGAAAAGACCAAGAAUACCGUCUUUGAAUCCGUGGGUUAUGAAGGAGGCCACAGGAAGUCACUUAUACCACCUGUUACAUUUGAAGUAAAAUCAGAGUCCCUUGGCAUUUCGACCAAAAUGUUCCUAAAGGUUGAUGUAGAAAGUGGGAAGGUUUACUUCAAGAAGUCCAAAGAUGGGCCUGAGGAUAAAUACUUUGUGCACAAUAAAAUCUUGCAGUUGGUGAAGUCCCAGAAAAUGCAUACCAAACUAGUGGUAUUGGUGGAAACAGAGAAGGAGAAGACCAAGCGCCAGGAAUUUGUCUUUAAUGACACGAAAAAGAGAGAAGGUUUCUGUCAAUUACUUCAGCAGAUGAAAAACAAACACUCAGGCAAGCCUGAACCAGAUAUGAUCAGUGUCUUUGUUGGGACGUGGAACAUGGGAAAUGCCAACCCACCUUCAAACAUUACAUCCUGGUUUCAGUCCAAGGGCCUAGGCAAGACCCAUGAUGACACAGCCAGUCAGAUCCCCCACGACAUCUAUGUGGUUGGGACUCAGGAGGACCCACUGGGAGAAAAGGAGUGGAUAGACACAGUGAAGGCAACCCUUCGAGACAUCACUAAUAUAAGCUUUAAACAGGUAGCCACUCAGACGCUGUGGAAUAUAAGAAUUGUUGUUCUGGCCAAACCAGAACAUGAGAAUCGCAUCUCCCACAUCUUCUGUGACAGCGUGAAGACUGGAAUCGCUAAUGCUCUUGGAAACAAAGGCGCAGUGGCAGUAUCUUUCAUGUUCAACGGCACGUCGUUUGGCUUUGUCAACAGCCACUUGACUUCGGGGAGUGAAAAGAAGAUCAGGCGGAAUCAGAACUAUGUCAGUAUCCUGCGCUUUCUAAACCUUGGAGACAAGAAACUUAAUCCGUUCGACAUCACGUGCCGCUUCACACACCUCUUCUGGCUUGGGGAUCUAAAUUACCGGCUUGAUCUCCCAACACAGGAAGCAGAGAACAUUGUGAUGAAGAUCAAACAACAGAAUUAUCAGGAACUGUUGAGUCGGGACCAGCUGAACAUGGAGCGUGCGGAAGAGAACGUGUUCCUGAACUACGAAGAAGAAGAGAUCACAUUCCCACCUACGUAUCGCUUCGAAAGAGACACGCGUGAAAAAUACGUCUACACCAAAGCCAAGGCAACAGGGACCAAAUAUAACUUGCCCUCAUGGUGCGACCGCGUACUCCGCAAGUCCUACCCCUUGGUGCAUGUUGCCUGCCACUCAUAUGGAUGCACCAAUGACAUCAUGACAAGUGACCACUCCCCGGUAUUCGCCACGUUUGAUGUUGGCGUGACUUCACAGUUUGUCUCAAAGAAUGAUCCCACAAAAGUGUCAGAGGGUGCCGUCAAAUUUAUGAACUGUGUUGCUGUUCUGAUGACCAAGUCCAAGACAAAGUUCUACAUCGAGUACCACUCAAGCUGCCUGGAAAAAUUUGUUAAGGGACCUGAUGGGGAGAAUCAGGAGAACACAGAGGGCUUCAUCAAGGUUCGAUUUGGAUCACUAGUAGAGCUCACACCCAUCAUUGCAGACCCAGAAUAUUUACUGGAUCAGCAUAUCCUCAUAAGUAUAAAGUCUACAGAUAGCGAUGAAUCAUAUGGCGAGACAUGCGUGGCCCUCCGCGCCGCAGAGAGCAACUACACAGAGUUCAGUGAAGUGCUCAUGCAUCACGGCGAACGCACGGGCACCCUGACAGGAGGCAUCCAGUUGCGCACCUCAGAAGGAAAGCAGACAGAAAAGCUGUAUGAUUUCAUUAAGGUUGGUGAUGACUCAGGGACCAGCAAAGGCAAGCCAGGAGAUCACAUGACCAAGUGCAGCCAGUCAGAGAAGGGCUGGAACUUCAGCCCUCGAGCAGGGAUUUCAGCUGGGCAUGGAGUGAAAGACGUGGCUCCUGGAAACAUCUCGCCAAAAAAGACCAGAUAUGACCAUUCUGUGCAAAGCCCCACUGGAAAAGCCUCCAGUCCAGUUUUAAGAUCUGAGGAUGGGCAGCCAGCAGAGAUGUUUGACAACCCCCUCUAUGGUUCAACGUCGCGAGGUGGCAAGGAUCAAGACACCCCACGGAAAGACCAAUUGUCUCCCCCGGAAUUUUUCCCCUUCCCCAAAUCCUCAGAUCCUGACCCAGACCGUCCCCCACCGGUCCCGACCCCUCGCAACCGCUCCUUCACGUGCACGUCAGACACCAAACCACAAAACCUGUUGCCAACCCCUGGUGGUAGUGGUGGCAGCAGUGGGACCAGUCUACAGCCCACUGCCUACUCCAAAAAGCCUGUGGUGCCCUCUCGCUCCGAAGGGGGAAUGUUGAUGGCCGGGAAGCCACCUCUGCCGUUGAAAUUCCGCCCUGGUCCAUCCCAGGAGCCCCAGCUAAAGCCCAGAGAUUACAGGGACAGCUCCGAGUUACCAUGCAAGAUCAAGCUGCCUGCAAGACCAAGCCAGCCAUUGCCCAAGGAUGUGCCUCAUGAGACGACACAGUCUCCAAAGACGAGUCGUCCUUUAAAAUGAGACUUCGCCCUUUUCGCCUUCUAAAUGGCUGGCCAGUGGUGCCCUGCUGCAGGCUGGAUAAUGAUUCCGAUAACCACCAAAGGCCUCCUCACCGCCAGAGAAGCGGAACGAGCGCCCAGCCCUGUCCCAACGUGCGUCCAAGGAGGCCGCGGUCACCCACACGAUCCCUCUUUCUUCUCCUGUCAUGUUGAAUUUGCUGCAUCGUGAAUGUACAGUGUGCGUGAUUCGUUCCCUUUUCUUUCCCAAUAUUUUGUGAGAUUGCGUAUGAUGAUUUUUAAAGACCGAAGGCUUAUACCUUGAGCAGUGUGGGUGUAUGAAUCUGUAUAUUUUUAUCGAUUACCGAUGUGGUUGUAUGAUCCUGUUUGAUCAGCAUUUACUUGACUUUUAUAUGCAGGAAGGAAUAAACUCUACCAACAGAUGAGAGGAGCUUUGUUCUCUGACUUAGAAAAUGCAAAAUAAUAAUAAUAAUAAUAAUAAAGUGAUAUUUUGACCCUAAAGUGGGAUUGAAAGUGAAUUUGAACUGAAGCUCUACUAAAGGUAGCAUGGGGUAGACAUUUGUGAAGCAGAACCCAGCAACAACUUACAAAAACAACAAAAUUAUUAUAAAACUAAUAGUGCCUUUUUAACAUCACAUCGUUUAUAACUGGUGUUAGAAAGAAAACACCCAUAUCUCACCAGCUGUGAUCAACUAAUCACUAGUUCCCUCGUGCGUAUGUAAACCUUGCAUUAAAAUUCAUCCCAACUGGGUCUUUGUGCACAGUAUAUGUGAGUUUCUCAUUUUCGUCUCAGCCAGAUGUUAAGAACUUGUUGCAUUUGCUCAAAAUAUUCAUUCAUUGGUCAUUUUCAGUUGCUCAAAAUAGCAUUCAUAAGCAUUCAUUCAGAUAAAAAGGCACACUGGUUAUAUCCGGAAGUGAGAAGUAUAAAAAAAAUCAAUUACAGUGGAGAUGGGCUGUUUUUAGUGGCUAGAGUUAACUGAAUGGUGAAUUUGGCCAUUUAAUAUGAUUUAUUUAACAAAUCAGAAUGGCAUUGUUCCUUUACAUUCUUGACUAGAUCCAUAAAUUAGAGUCAAUAACUAAGCAACACAGUCAUUACACUGUUGUGGCUUUUACAUCAUGAUCUGUGCAACAUCAAUGCACCACAGUGCAUGGCUCUUUUGCUAAGUCUAGAUAAUUUUUUUAAAGUUUAUAUAGACAAAAAGAAUGUAAACGAUUAAGUUUCAGAUUAUUCUUCCUGAUAUCAUUAGUUGCAUUUUUUUUUCCAUCCACAGAAUGAUGGUAUAAUAAUACAAUAUGCAAAUAUUGACCUUACAACAGUGGUAAUGCAAAACUUAAGUCUUUAAAUGUCUGAGCAAAGUUUUCCUUGUAAAUUCCUUGUGUAAUCACCUUUACCUUCAGUAUCUUACCUUUUAUAUUGCUCCUGUGUUUAUGGUACAAAUAAAAAUACCUCAGUACA
Electrophorus electricus (electric eel) is the source of this 4998-nucleotide messenger RNA. RefSeq names its product inositol polyphosphate-5-phosphatase D (gene inpp5d). Gene Ontology annotation, molecular function: phosphatase activity. The record is from RefSeq and is a predicted model, not a curated record. Gene Ontology annotation, biological process: regulation of immune response; negative regulation of bone resorption; phosphatidylinositol dephosphorylation. Lineage: Eukaryota; Metazoa; Chordata; Actinopteri; Gymnotiformes; Gymnotidae. Gene Ontology annotation, cellular component: cytosol.